AUGGGUCAUCAAAUCAUCUUCGGCGGCUGUCACCCGGCGGAGCGAAAAAAUGGCAACUUUGCGGCUCUUCAACGACUGUCACCCGACGGAUAAGAGCUAGAUGGAGGUGGGGCGCGUGUCAAAGAGCUUCAUUGAUGCAGGACAGGGCGAGAACCCCCAAUAUCUAAUCAAUGAAACUCAAGACCCGGGAUAAAGUAGUUGAACCAAUCCGGUUUGGAUGUAGAGACCCUAGACUCUAGGUCUAACCACAUAACCUGAGUACAGGCAGGCGUACCAAUAUACUGAUCAAGCCAGGACAACCCAGGGAAACACUAGACGAUGGUAAGUGUAAGGCCCUCUCGAUCCACGUCCGAACAGACAGUAGAACUGUCGUUGUGAGGUAGCCUAGGGCUGCAGCUCGUGAACGGUGACGAAUCUGGCACAACGUCGUAAGGAGGGGUACAGAGCUAACCUUUGGGCUGCGUAGCCUGGCGAGUCGUGACAAAGCGGUGAUUCGACGAAGGCAGAGAUGUCUGGUGAAGAGCGAUGCUCAACGUCGACGUUUGGUCCUGGUCGAGAGUCGCAGAAGUCGUCGCAGAAGUCGUCGUCUAAAGGCGGGGCACGGUCGGUGCGGGCGUGGGCCCGCUGGUGGGCCGAAGGGCACGCUUGGGGGUGCGCGCGGCCAGCCGCGCGGCGUGCCCUAGGGCACGCGGGCAGUGGCGCCGGGUGGGCGCGCGGGGGAAGCGCGGCGGCAGCGCUUCGGCGGGAAGGCCGGGCGUCUGCGGCGCUUCGGCAGGAAUGCCGAGCGUCAGCGGCGCUUCGGCGGGAAGGCCGAGCGUCAGCGGCGCUUCGGCCGGAAUGCCGAGCGUCGACGGCGCUUCGGCGGGAAGGCCGAGCGUCAGCGGCGCUUCGGCAGGAAUGCCGAGCGUCAGCGGCGCUUCGGCGGGAAUGCCGAGCGUCAGCGGCGCUUCGGCGGGAAUGCCGAGCGUCAGCGGCGCUUCGGCGGGAAUGCCGAGCGUCGGCGGCGCUUCGGCGGGAAGGCUGAGCGUCAGCGGCGCUGAAAACGGCGUGACGGCGGCGGGGAUUCGUCGGGAAACUCCGGCGGGGCCUGUGAGGAGCUGGGACUGGAUCUGGCUCGUCGGCACGGCAGCAGAGUCUCUCCCGACGUCGGUGGCAGGUUGGCGUUCGUCGGCGAACGGCCAGCGACUGGGCGGAGCGGCGGAGGGCGGCCCCGGCGAGUUUAUGGUGGAGUUCCGGAGGAAGAGGCGGCAGUUGAACCAGGAGUCGAGAGACUCCGGCGGAGUGCUCGGCGACGGCUCGUAGGGAGGCGAAGCGAGCCCCUUUCGUCACGACGGCGUGACGGGGUUCCAGCAGAGGCGGCGGCGGUUGCAGCGGCAACCGCGACCGUUUCGUCCGGUGACGGCGGCGACCUCCCGGGCGGCAAUGAGAUGGCCGGCGGCAGCGGUGGUCUCAGGCGGCGGCGGGACUUCUCGGGCAGCAGCGUCACGAGGAACGAAGUCCUCGAAGGGGGUAUCGACGACCUUCCUCUCCCUCCUUCCCUCCCUAUCUUAGGUCACGAAGGGGGUAUCUCACAAGACGAUAAUUUCUCACAAAAUGCGGCGCUCCCUUGAGGGGGGGUCCUACCUCCCCUUAUAUGGGGCCCACAAGUGGGCUAAGGGGAGGUGGGCCCACUUGAGGCCCUCAAGCCCAUAAGCCACAAAAGGCUACAAAAGGGGCUUAUUGGGCCUCUUAAAGAGAGACCCAAUAAGCUCCCCUAAAAGGAGAAAGAGGAGGGUCCUCUUACAGUGCUUAAGUGGGCCUCAGUUGAAGACCCAAAUAAGCCCCAAAAGAGGCCCAAAAGGAAAGACACAUAGGUCCCACCCCCUUAGGGUUUUAAUUGGGCCUCAAAGAGAGACCCAAUAAAACCCUAAAGAAAGGGAGACACAAACAACAACACACACACAUAGAAUUGGGCCCGCUAACACACAAACGCGAGGCCCAACAAGUCAACGUCAAAAUACAAAGAAAGAUAAGGGUGAGCUCGAGCUCAUCGUCGUCGUGGAGGUGGAAUGUCGUUGUCCCAAAGGACUAAGCCAUGUAGCGAAAGCCAAGCUCCUUCAUCUCUGCAUGUCGAUCAGGCUGAACUCAAACUGCCGGUGUCUCCUAAGCUGAUGGAGAUGGGUCCCGCUCGCCAUCAUUCAUCCUCAGGUCCACGUAGCAAGAGGAGGCUCUUCAUCACAUCCAGUAUGCUCUUAGGAGGUGACGACUUGUCUCCCGGCAGAUCGUCCUCUUCCUGACCACGACUUGUUCGUCGAUCAAUCAGAGAUGCUUUACUUGAUAUAUUCGCGAUCCUUUUAUCGUGAAUCGUUCAUCAAUUUUAGUAACAAUGCUUCGCGAAUCGCAUUGACGAGAUUUUGCGUCGAUGAUCUAGUGAUUCUAGUUGUUUAAUCCUUCACCGGCGAUCUGCAGGAAAGUCGCGAUAAUCAGAUAAAAAAAUAUGAGUUUUGGCUCUAGGAGGAUUCAAACCCGCCUUAGUUGCCCACCCUUUUUGGGGAAGGUGACACGGGUUUAGUCCCACAUCGGUUGUGCGCUGAAGUUUCUGUCGAAUAUAAAGUAAUAUUAGAUUUUUGAUCAAGUCCCUUUCUUGCACGUGUACGACCACUCCUUGCCCCACAGCCGACUGGCAACCGGUGACGUGAAAGGAGAGUGGCGCACAUGUGUCCCCAUGGGUUCAAGCCGCUCGAGCCCCUACUCGCGGCUCCUACCUGACUAUGCUUCUGACCCGCUUGCAGGCCCGGCUGGCUAGCAGCCCCCCCCCAUUUUAUUAUAUUUUUAUUUUUAUUUAUUUUUCUUCAUUUAUCUCAAAAGUAAGACUAUAAAAAUUGUAUAAAAUAACAUAAUUACCCAAAAAUUCACAUUAAUUAAUUGAAAACCACUUUUCACACUUUAACAUAAAUAUAAGUCUAUUUAUCAUGAGUUAAGGCUAAAACUAUAUUAUUUACUAAUUAUUAACUUAUGAUAAUGAAGACUUAUCAAAGGCCUACCUAAGAGUAUACUUCCUACAUCCAUAGGUAAGACAUCUAACCAAACUUAAUCUUCAUAGGAUAGAAUUUUGAGAUUAAGUAGACAUCUUUUAGUAAAGUUAAUAGAAGGGGAAUUUACCCAAGACACAACAUAAAUAGUAGGAUGACUUUGCACUUCUAGGUUCAACCUUUUAACGGCAUCUUGAGAAAUGGCAUUUACACUACUACUGUUAUCUAUAACGACUUUGUUAAAAUGUGGACCUUUGACAUAUGUAAAGAAAAUUGAAGUUCUUUGUGGAUCCUCAUGAGAAGGUUGGAUAAGGAUUUUUCUCAGAACUUGAACAAAAUUCCUAACUUCUUCUUGGUCUUCUAUAUCAUGAUCUAUCAUAUAAUUUUCUUCCUCAUAUUUUUUUUCAUUGUUUUCUUCCUCUUGGGUGUUUUCAGUUUCUUCUAAGAGGAGUCUUCUACCAAGACAACUAGAAGCAAUAUGGCCAAAUUUUUUACACUUAAAGCAAACUCCACAGUUAGGAUUUUGUUUAAAUAUUUCAACUACUUCUUUUCCUUUAUUAUUCACCAGUGGAUUAGACUUAGGUGGUGGGGUUCUAAGGGCUGAUUGAUUAUCCUCAAUCCUAGGAUUUACGUAGUUAGGAGAAUUAUUUCUAGGGGUGAACCGAGGAUUUCCUAGUGGAGGUGGUAAAGGUCUAGAAUUAGAUUUGAAAAAUGAAUCUAAGUCAAUGGCUGCCCUAUAUGCUUCUUCUAGAGUUUUCACAUCCCUAAGAGUGAUUUCUUGUCUAAGUUCAUUCCUAAGAUCUGUCCUAAACCUUGAGCGGGUGAGAGUAGAAUCCUCUCUAAGGCCACAUAACAUCAUUAGCUCAUCAAAUUCCAUGGCAUACUCAAGGGCAGUCCUAUUUCCUUUUUGAAGUCUUUGCCGAUGAUCCACUAACUUGGAUUGAUAAUUGGGAGGGAUGUAUUUUUGUUUAAGUUUUACUUUCAUCUCUGCUCAAGUGCUAAUGGGUUCUUGGAACCUACUUUCAAGGAGUCUACCUAAAUUAUUCCAAUAGGUUUUAGCAGGCCCUGAUAACUUUAAUUCAGCAAAUCUGAUUUUUCUAGAUUCAGUCAUCUCAUACCAACCGAAAUAACUAUCUAGAUGAGCUUCCCAAUUUAGAUAAUCUCUAGGUUCAGAGGAGCCUUCAUACAUAGGGACAUCAAUCUUUAUAUGCUUUUAAUUAAUAUAUUUUCGAUUUUGAUUCCUUUGAUUAGUAUUUCUAGAAUCAUCUAAGGACUGAUUUCUAUGAUUUUCUAAGGUAGGUGUUGUGGGAUGUGAGCUACUAGAUGAAAUUCUUUGAGAUUCUAUAGAUGACACCCUUUGAUUGCAAUCUUCGACCUUAAGGCUAAGGUUUUCUAUCUUACCUAAAAAUAUUUUAGCCCAAGAAGGGGUAGGUGAUAAGUCUUCUUUAUCAUGAGUUAAUAAUUAGUAAAUAAUAUAGUGUUAGCCUUAACUCAUGAUAAAUAGACUUAUAUUUGUGUUAAAGUGUGAAAAGUGGUUUUCAGUUGAUUAACGUGAAUUUUUGGGUAAUUAUGUGAUUUUAUAUGAUUUUUACAAUCUUACUUUUGAGAUAAAUGAAGAACAAGAAAUAGAAAUAAAAAUAUUGCAAAAUGGGGGGACCCGCCGGCCAGCCGGGCCCGCAAGCGGGUCGGAAGCUUAGUCGGGGAGUAGCUAUGAGCAGGAGCUCGAGCGGCUUGGACCGAUAGGGGCACGUGUGUGCCACUCCCCUUCCACGUCACCGGUGGCCAGUCGACUGUGGGGCAAGGAGUGGUCGUACAUGCGAGAGAAGGAACUUUGCUAAGAAAGCUAACAUUACUAUAUAUUCGCCCGAAAAAUCGGCGCACAACCGAUGUGGAAUUAAACCUGCGUCACACCUUCCUCAGAAGGGGCGGACAACCGGCGCGGGUUCGAAUCCUCCUAGAGUCAAAAUUCAUAUAUUUUUAUCUGAUUAUUGCGACUUUUCUGCAGAUCGCCGAUGAAGGAUUAAGCAACGAGAAUCGCUGGAUCAUCGGCGAAAAUCUCGUCAACGUGAUUCGCGGAGCAUUGCUAAUAAAAUUAUUGAACGAUUCGCGAUAAAAGGAUCGUGAAUCCAUCGAGUAAAUCAUCUCCGAUUGAUCGACGAACAAGCCGUCGUCGGGAAGAGGACGAUCCGUCGGGAGACGAGUCGUCACCUCUUGAGAGCAUAUUAGAUGCGAUGAAGAGCCUCCUCUUGCUGCGCGGACCUGAGGAUGAAGCUCCCUAACACACGCCCCACCUCCAUCCAGCUCCUCUCCGUCAGGUGAUAGCCGCCGGAGAGCUACAAAGUCGCCGUUUUUCCGCUCCGCCGGGUGACAGCCGCCGGAGACGAUUCGACGACCCAUUUCAUUAAUCUCUAGACUUCACGAGAAGAUCUAGAGAUUGCCUACGUCGUCCUUGUCCAAGGAGAGCCUUCGAGGCCAUGGACACUACACGACGAUCCUCCCAAACACUCAAAAUUCCGGUGCAUCGCCGACGCAUCGCUGUCGCGACAUCGGAACUCUGUUUUCCUGCUUUUAACUUACUUUACGCUUCAUUUAGUGAUAAUUUUUGUGUUUUUAAUUUACCAAAAUAUACUUUGUUCAAUUACGAUUCUUCUCGUUUUUACAGAUCUUAAUUUGAUUAAUUAAAUCGUUUGUAAUCACUUACGUCAGAAUCGCCGGGCAGAACUUUGUUUCUGCCCGAUUCGCGUUCACCGGGUGCUGAUGUCAUCCUGACGUCUGCAUCCUUAUUUCCCUUUUUUGUGAAUUUUAAAUAUAUUUUCUUUUCAUUUCCUAGUAUAAAAUUCAUAGAAAAUCGUAUUCAUUGAGAAAAAUUCUGAAUAAUUACCAGAUAUUAUAUUACAUCCCUGUGAUUGAGCUGAAAAAUUACCGCUAUUUUUGGAAGUUUUAUUAAAUUAUAAUUGAUAUAUUUGUUCAGAAAUACUUCUAAAUAUCUGAAAAUUCGUAUUUUCUAGUUUUAUAAAUUUUAGAUUUGUGUGAUUUAAUAUACAACGACUGAGUCACGUCAAUAGGCUCAUUCAUAGGGUGAUUGUUUUCUCCUUCCUUGGGAGGAUAAAUAUUACCUGACCUAGUAUGCAUCUUUAAGGAGGGUUGAUCUAAGCACAAUGCAAAGAAAAAGAUUAAUCUUUAUAAUCCUAGAUUGUUAGGUAAUUAACCUAGCUCUGAUACCAAUGAGGGAAGACCAAAGAGAAAUAUCAAUACCGAAUAGAAGGUUGGGAUUUAAGAUUACGCUUGAUUAAAUUAAGGAAGAUUAUCAGUAAGCUAAUCCUCUUCAUUUAGAAGAAUUAGGAUCGUAAUUACCUAAGAAGAACCGCACAUUCAAGGAUUCAGAUAAAAUUUCAACCAGGGUGUUAGAAUCACCAAUAAAAGGCACAAAGAGGGCUAACCUAUGGUUCACUCAAUUCUUAUAAGGAGCAAGGAUUUAAAAAUAAUGAUCACUUCACUAAGGGAGUUGAAAUCAACGUACCUUGCCAAAGGAGUGAUUUUCUUGAUUCUAGUGGCUUGAGAUCCACAAGCCUUGUUGAGGAAUUUCUAAUGAGUGAUGAUUCAAGAAAACAAGAGGUCUAGGUUAGGUAGUUGAGGUCCAUGAAAUAUUUGGAUAAUUUUUAAAAAAAUGAAGAGAGGAAAAAAAGGGUUUAAAUGAUAAAUAGAAAGAAUAAGAUAAUAAAAUAAUAAUGAGAAUAAAUGAAAGGGUGGGGAGAGCAAAGGGAGGGUGGAGGAAGGUACUAGUUGACUUGGAGAUGAACUCGUCAAGGUGGAAGAACCUUGAUUCUGGCACUUCUUCUUGAAAAGGGUGACCUCAAAGGUUGAGCCUCUGAUUGUCUAUCCUUUGCUGACUUGAGUUGAUUUUCAUGAGUGGAAGAUUCUUCAUUACAUCCUAUGAUCCUAUCAAUGCAAGAACUUAAGUUCCUAGUAUCGUGGCACUUCACUUUCAACUAGAAUAGGUAUGACGCUUCACUUGUUGCUAGGUUAGGUGCGCUUGGUCACAUGUGACAUUGAGCGACAUAAGAUUAACCUACCACGAACUAGUGCUGACUGAGAACUUAAGUCUCUAGUAUCGUGGUGCUUCACUCGUCAUCGAAUCACUCUUUCUGGUCACAUGCGUGCGAAGAGACAUAAGAUUCACAAAUUGUUGAUGGGAUGCUUUACACUUCAGGUAUCAUGGUGGUUCACCUGCCAUGAGAUCUAUUGAUGUGACUUAAUCGUUGUAUAUUAAAUCACACAAAUAUAAAAUUUAUAAAACUAGAAAAUAUGAAUUUUUGGAUAUUUAGAAGUAUUUCUGAAUAAAUAUAUCAAUUAUAAUUCCAUAAAAAUUCCAAAAAUAGCGGUAAUUUUCUAGGUCGAUCAUAGAGAUGUAAUAUAAUAUCUGGUAAUUAUUCAGAAUUUUCCUCAAAGAAUACUAUUUUCUAUGAAUUUUAUACUAAGAAAUGAAAAGGAAACAUAUUUUAAAUUCAUGAAAAAAAGGAAAUAAGGGUGCGGAUGUCAUGAUGACAUCAGCGCCUGGCGAACACGAAUCGGGCGGAAACAGAGUUCCACCCAGCGAUUCUUACGUAAGUGAUUACAGACGAUUUAAUUAAUCAAAUUAAGAUCUGUAAAAGCGGGAAGAAUCGUAAUAGAACAAAAUACAUUUUGGUAAAUUAAAAACACAAAAAGUAUCACUAAAUGAAGCGUAAAGUAAGUUAAAAGUAGGAAAAUAGAGUUCCGACGUCGCGACGGGAUGCGUCGGUGAUGCAUUGGAAUUCUGAGUGUUCGGGAGGAUCGUUGUGCGGUGUCCACGGCCUCGAAGGCUCUCCUUGGACAAGGACGACGUGGGCAAUCUCUAGAUCUUCUUGCGAAGUCUAGAGAUUAAUGAAAUGGGUCGUUGAGUCGUCUCCGGCAGCUGUCACCCCGUGGAGUAGAAAAACGGUGACUUUGCGGCUCUCCAAUGGCUGUCACCCGACGGAAAGGAGCUGGAUGGAGGUGGGGCACGUGUCAGGGAGCUUCAUCCUCAGGUCCGCGCAGCAAGAGGAGGCUCUUCAUCGCAUCUGGUACGCUCUCAGGAGGUGGUGACUCGUCUCCCAAUGGAUCGUCCUCUUCCCGACGACGGCUUGUUCGUCGAUCAAUUGGAGAUGAUUUACUCGAUGGAUUCGCGAUCCUUUUAUCGCGAAUCGUUCAGCAAUUUUAGUAGCAAUGCUCCACGAAUCGCGUUGACGAGAUUUUCGCCGAUGAUUCAGCGAUUUUCGUUGCUUAAUCCUUCACUGAUAAUCUGCAGGAAAGUCAUGAUAAUCAGAUAAAAAUAUAUGAAUUUUGACUCUAGGAGGAUUCGAACCCACACUAGUUGUCGGCCCCUUCUGAGGAAGGUGUGACACGGGUUUAGUCCCACAUCGGUUGUGCGCCAAUUUUUCGGGCGAAUAUAUAGUAAUGUUACAUUUCUAAGCAAAGUUCCUUCUCUCGUGUGUACGACCAGUCCUUGCCCCACAGCCGGCUGGCCACCGGUGACGUGGAAGGGGAGUGGCACACACGUGCCCCUAUCGGUCCAAGCCGCUUGA
Molecule: messenger RNA, 8593 nt
Organism: Spirodela intermedia
Lineage: Eukaryota; Viridiplantae; Streptophyta; Magnoliopsida; Alismatales; Araceae
Source: the annotation of a GenBank genome assembly